Acanthamoeba castellanii str. Neff is the source of this 876-nucleotide messenger RNA. RefSeq names its product methyltransferase. The transcript has a single exon. Gene Ontology annotation, molecular function: oxidoreductase activity. Bases 1 to 876 code for a protein of 291 amino acids. Lineage: Eukaryota; Discosea; Longamoebia; Acanthamoebidae. The record is from RefSeq and is a predicted model, not a curated record.
AUGGCCACCAUCCCUACGCCCUCGCUCCCCUUUGUCGAGACCAAGCUCAACUUCCUGCCGCCCACCGACGCCAAGCCCUUCGUGCUCGUCGAUCCUGCGGCCAAUCCCUCGCUCCCGCGCACCAAUUUCGAGGAGGAGUGGGUGCCGGCGCGGGUCUACAACGCUCGCCCGCUGCUCGAGCAGGGCAGCGCCGACGAAAAGCCGACUCUCGACCGGGAGGGCUUCACGCUGGAGCCCCACAACACGCACGUGAAGGACUUCUACGAUGACGCCCAUGUGCAGGAGCACUACUACCCCGAGGUGAUCGAGCUGGUGAAGGCCAUCACGGGCGCCAGCGACGUGCAGGUGUUCGACCACACCGUCCGUGCGCCCAAGGAGAAGGGCCGUCGCGAGGCCGUGCACCGGGUGCACAACGACUACACCGUCAAGUCAGGUCCGCAGCGCGUGAAGGACCUCACCAGCGACCCGGAGAAGCUGGCCACGAGGCUCAACAAUCGCUUCGCCUUCAUCAACGUGUGGCGGUCCAUCAGCGCGUCGCCCGUCGAAGAGCUCCCGCUGGCCGUCAGCGACGCGCGCACCAUCAAACGCGAGGACUUCGUCGCCACGGACCUCGUCUACAGCGACCGCACGGGCGAGGUCUACUCCGUCCGCCACCAGCCCGACCAGCAGUACUACUACUUCCCGCACAUGCACAAGAACGAGGCGCUCUUGCUCAAGGUCUACGACUCGGUCGACGACGGCGAGACGGCGCGCUUCGUGGCCCACACCGCCUUCCGCGACCCGACGUCGCCCGCUGACCCGAAGCCAAGGGAGAGCAUCGAAGUGCGCACCAUCGCCUUCUUCGCACCCUCCUCCCCGACCAUCGAACACCAGUAG